Molecule: messenger RNA, 2174 nt
Organism: Diospyros lotus (date-plum)
Lineage: Eukaryota; Viridiplantae; Streptophyta; Magnoliopsida; Ericales; Ebenaceae
Product: 2-methylpropanoate--CoA ligase CCL4-like
Exons: 2
Coding region: 127-1788 (553 amino acids)
Source: RefSeq, a predicted model, not a curated record
AUGGAAGCAAGCAAGAAAGCAACCAUCACCGAGAGAGCAUUAAUGAAUUAAGUGGAAGAAGCAGAUAUGUAUAAAUGCUGGGAAGGAGAGGUACAGAGACGACGAUAGAACACAGAGUCCGGUCCAAUGGAUCUGCUCCACCCUUCCAAUCCCAAUUCCUCCCCUCUCACUCCCUUAUCCUUCCUUGAAAGGGCCGCCGCAGUCUACGGCGACUCUACUUCCAUCUCCUACUGCAAUGCAAAUGCCGCUACCACCUCUUUUACCUGGUCCCAGACCCGCCACCGCUGCCUCCGCCUGGCCUCCUCCAUCGCCUCCCUCCUAGGGACCGCCAGAGGCCAAGUCGUCUCCGUCCUCGCCCCCAAUGUCCCCGCCAUGUACGAGCUCCACUUCGCCAUCCCUAUGGCCGGCGCCAUCCUCAACACCCUCAACACCCGCCUCGACGCCCGCUCCAUCGCCGCCCUCCUCCUCCACGCCGGCUCAAGGAUACUCUUCCUCGACUCCCACUUCCUCCCCAUCGCCCUCCAAGCCCUCUCCUUAAUUCCACACCAGCCCCCGAAGCUCGUCCUCAUAGCCGACGACGAGUCCACGGGCUCGCCGGCCGUCGCUGAGUCGUACGAGGGAUUGGUGGAGAGGGGCGACCAGCAAUUCAAGUGGGUCGGGCCCGAAAGCGAGUGGGACCCGAUGACUCUGAACUACACCUCCGGGACCACCUCCUCCCCGAAAGGCGUCGUGCAUUGCCACCGUUCGACCUUCAUCAUGGCAGUCGAUUCGUUGAUCGAGUGGUCAGUGCCGAAGCAGCCCGUGUACUUGUGGACCCUGCCCAUGUUCCACUCCAACGGGUGGUGCUUCACCUGGGGCAUGGCUGCCGUCGGCGGCACCAACGUUUGCCUCCGGAAAGUGGACCCGCCGGCGGUCUACGCCGCCAUACAGAGAGACCGCGUCACUCACAUGUGCGGUGCGCCGGUGAUUCUCAACAUGCUGUCUAAUUUCCCAGCUGUCCGGCCGCUCCCCCUCCCCGUUCAGUUCCUAACGGGCGGUGCACCGCCGCCACCCGCUGUGCUGCUCAAGACGGAGUCGCUGGGUUUCGUGGUCACCCACGGGUAUGGAAUGACGGAAGUGGCCGGCGUGGUGGUCUCGUGCGCGUGGAAGCAGCGGUGGAACUCUCUGCCGGCGACGGAGAGGGCGAGGCUGAAGGCGAGACAAGGGGUCAGGACGAUCGGGAUGGCGGAGCUCGACGUGGUAAAUCCGGCGACCGGAACUAGCGUGAAGCGAGACGGGCAAAGCCUAGGCGAAAUCGUGCUCCGAGGAGGGAGCGUCAUGCUAGGCUAUCUCAAAGACCCGGAAGCCACCGCCAAAUGCAUGAAACCCGAUGGCUGGCUCUACACCGGCGACGUCGCAGUGAUGCACCCAGAUGGUUAUUUAGAGAUCAAAGACCGGUUGAAGGACGUGAUCAUAACCGGCGGCGAGAAUGUGAGCAGCGUGGAGGUGGAGUCGGUGCUGUACUCGCACCCGGCGGUGAACGAGGCGGCGGUGGUGGCUCGGCCGGACGAGUUCUGGGGCGAGACCCCCUGCGCCUUCGUGAGCCUGAACCAGACCGUAGCUCAGACCCAGAUCCCAACGGAGAAGGAGGUCAUUGAGUUUUGCAGAGCCAGGUUGCCGCAUUACAUGGUACCGAGAACGGUGGUUUUCAAGGACGAGCUUCCCAAGACUGCGACCGGAAAGAUUCAGAAGACGAUGCUCCGGGAGAACGCAAAGGCGAUGGGUUCCAUACAAGGCAGUCGCCUCUGAGCUUUUCCUCCGCCGCCGCCGCUGCUCCAUGAUUAUGUAAAGAAGCUGAAACGACGCAGUGGAAACGACAGUUACAGUGAACAACACAGGAAAGAAAGAAAGGAUUAAUUAAGAAAAGGAAGGACGAAGGAUUUGUCGGAUUGACUUUCCAAAUUGAGUCGAUGUUUGUCUGUUAGUUUGUUAAUUAAAAGCAAAAAACUAAAAUAAAUCGAAGAAGCCAUAUUAUUUAAAUAAUUAAUGAUUUAAUGUGAGAUAAAAGCCAUAAUUAAGGAGUCCAUAAUUAAUGGAAGACGAAAUUGUUGUUGAGUUUGAUUUUUGACUCUUUCCAUUGGACCCUAAACCCUUCUCUCUUCCUGCGUUUAUGACGGCGGCCCUGCCACUGUUUC